UAGGCUGUAGGUUGUGAUCCAAUUUGUGUGAUUUCAGAGCGUGGCUUCUUCGUCAGCAGAGGUUCGGAGCAGAGAUUUCUCUGACGCAAGGGAUAUCCCGCCGGAGAAGGUUAAUGAAGAGGACGAUUGCAAGAUGACUUUCACCGGUGAUGAGAAUGGUACGUCCAGUCCCAUAAAUCCUCUAGAUGAUGGGUAUGAGUCAGAAGGGUAUCGCUCAUAUCCCCCAAAAAGAUGGACAGAGUUGUUUGGGCGAAGUACCUCAAACAGGUCGAGGAGAGUGAGGGAUUUGAGAUCAAAGAUUUUCCAGGAGAAUGCAUGAUGAUUACAGUUUUCCCGAUGCCAUUCUUCUUAGACAAACCUGAGAAUGUCGUCCUAUUGAAGGAUUAUGCAGGAAGGGCACUAAAGAUAUACAAUGAGAAAUAUGGCACCGAGUGGGAGGUUGACAAUAUUUUGAAGGUGAAUGGAGGUGGCUGUCGUAACUUCAUUUUCUAUGUUACCUUUUCAGUCAAGACAUCCAAGGGCGGCAAGGACAUUUUUCAAGCGAUGAUUGAGGAAGAUGGCAAGGUUGAGCAAGGUUUAGAGUAUAAUUUGGAAUUCCCUAUCAUCAGGCCUCAGCCAAAGAAAUAUUCCUGCUUGUAUGCAGUGGUCUGAUCGAACAUCCUUUUGGUACUGAGCUUUCAGCUUUAGCCUUUAUUGUUAACAACAUUUGGGGAGGAUCAUUGAACAUGGUUAUUUGCUCCAUGGCUGUAUGCUGUUUAAGUUCUCUUGUACUUGUUUUGUUGAACACUUUAAAGUAGCAGUAAACCAUAGUAUCUGAUCGGUUCAUUUAAGACGGAGGAAUUUCUUCCUUUUUACUCGUAUGCUCUUUUCCUUUUCAUUUUUAAGGGGAAAAAUCAGUAUUUCCUCAAUGAGAAAGCUUAAAGGAUUUUUUACA
Nicotiana tabacum (common tobacco) is the source of this 934-nucleotide messenger RNA. RefSeq lists its product as uncharacterized. Lineage: Eukaryota; Viridiplantae; Streptophyta; Magnoliopsida; Solanales; Solanaceae. The record is from RefSeq and is a predicted model, not a curated record.